Molecule: messenger RNA, 3287 nt
Organism: Halichondria panicea
Lineage: Eukaryota; Metazoa; Porifera; Demospongiae; Suberitida; Halichondriidae
Product: eukaryotic translation initiation factor 2-alpha kinase 3-like
Exons: 16
Coding region: 154-3147 (997 amino acids)
Biological process (GO): protein phosphorylation
Cellular component (GO): cytoplasm; nucleus
Molecular function (GO): ATP binding; protein binding; eukaryotic translation initiation factor 2alpha kinase activity
Source: RefSeq, a predicted model, not a curated record
UGUUCCUAAUUAUGCGAUUAUUAUCCAUGACGUUAAAAAUAAUUAUAUCAACAACACAGGUCAACGGCAGAUAGAUUGUUGAUGAACAAUUUGAUGAACAACAUCUUUGGGAUCUGGGACUACAUGUACGUGUAGCUAUCAUGGUGCUCUAAAAUGUGUAAGGAAAUGACUUCUUCCUUUUGGUCUCUAUUUGCUGCUCUGUGUCUACUGCCAAUAAAUAAUGUAGUUCACAGCGUUGAAAGCCCUCUCUCUCACUCCUGUGGUUUAGGCAGUCAUGAAAGCUGCAAGCUUUAUGUCAGCACCAUUGAUGGUGGUCUGACAGCCCUGGAUGCCAGUGGAGUGAAGCUGUGGAGUUACGACACACAGCAGCCACUCUUCAAGUCAACUCUCAGCUAUAGUGAGGCCAGUGGUGCAGCACCAAAUAUCAUUCCUGGUCUAAACCGUGCACUCUACCAGUGGGAUGGUAUCAAACUAGAAAUAUUACCAUUCACAGCUGAUGACCUGAUUGACUCUACCCAUCUCAUGGAGGGGCGUGGGUUGUCUCUAGUUGGAUCCAAAACAAAAGAAGUCAUUGGAAUCAAUGUGCAAAACGGAAAGGCUCUGUACAAGUGUACUCCAAUCCGAUGUUAUCGCUAUGACAACAAUUCUCUAAUUCAGAGGAUUGACGUACUAAAAGUUGGAAUAUCUCGAGUAGUGGUUCGAGAGGCUAAUGAGCUCACUGGUGAAGAAAUGUGGAAUUUCACUGUUGGUAGUCUGCAUUUGUCCCUAGUAGAAGGAAUUGAAGACAAAUUCUCUUGUCACACCUCUGCCCUAUUGCCUUGGAAAUUACAGGUUGACACUGUUGGUGGAGUGCUUAAUGCUAUUGACAGGUCAUCCAGUUCUCAAGAAUCUGUUGUCUGGCAAACUAAGCUCUCAUCUCCUAUUGUGGAUAUUUGGCUUCAUGAUGGAGGACGGUUGGAAAGGGUGCAGCCGGUUUCCCUAUCUGCAUAUCCUGUGGACUCUCCUCAUCUGAUGCUUGUUAAUUAUGACAGCCGGUACUACAUUCAACCUGUGGUAGGAGUGACAGAUCAUCUAAGUGUGGCAACAACCAAGGAGAGAUUGAUGGUCCAACAAUUAGAAAGCUUUUCUAGCAGACAGAGGAAAGCUUUGGGAAGCUAUAAUCCUAUCGGGGUCUUUUAUUACGCAUUGCCCACCCCUACUGAAACUGAUUCUUUCACUGAAAGUGAUGCUGGAACCAAGUCAUUGACUGUAUACAAUAAUGGAUUUGCUCAAAUGUGCACGGCAGGCCCGAAUGGAUAUGCAGUGUACUUUUACCUGGAGCCCUCAUAUAGUGACUAUGGCACUGCUGAAGAUAAUGACUCUGGAGAAAUCUCCACUUGGGACGAGGCACCUCCUAUCCCAAACAAGCAUGGAACUUUGGUAUCCUUAGCUUGGAGUUUUACAAAAUAUAUUUUGUUCGGGGCAUUUGUGAUGAUUUUGAGUCAUAUUCGUCAUCACAAUCGUCUGAGAAAGCUCAUGAGUGAAUCAAAUGGAAACAUGAACUCAGAGAACGCUUUUUUUCCUGUGUUACAACCGCUAUGUGCUGUGUCAGGUGAAAGUAUUAUUGCAAAUGGCUCACCUAAGUCACCUGUUUCUUCUCCAAGCUCCUCCACAGAGACUCUCGUGGGAUUAAAUAUGAGCACGGAUACUAUUCCAGAAGAACGACCUAUACCCCGAUUUGAUAGUGAUUAUGAACUUAAAGGCCACUUGGGUAAAGGUGGAUUUGGUAUUGUCUAUCAUGUUCAAAACAAGCUGGAUGGUGGUGAGUAUGCCAUAAAGAGGAUCAAGCUGCCAACAAGCAAAUCAGCUAAAGAAAAAGUGAUGAGAGAAGUUCAUGCUCUUGCCCGCUUGGAUCACCCAGCCAUUGUAAGAUACUUUCACUCAUGGGUGGAGAAAGCUCCGCCAGGAUGGACUGAGAUGAAGGAAUGGAUGCCACUCUCCAGGAGAGCCUCGUAUGCUGGCGAAUCUCAGUCCCACACCACUCAUGAAGUUCUGAAUCACCACAGUAAUAUCAUUUGCAAAGAAGAUGGUAAACGGGGGAACACCAGAUCUUUGAUCAGUUUAUCUCAAAUUGGUAAUACGUCUUUGUUAAGUAGUGAAGGUUUCUCACCAUGUCCUUCAUUCAACUCUCUCAAUCACUCUACAAUUCACUCUGUCCUUCCUCCAAUAACAGCAUCUGAAUCAAGAAGCUCUUCUUUUGUAAUUGAGUUUCAGGAUGAAGGGCAGCAUAGUUAUAGUGGGUCUCAACUGGGUUAUUAUAGAUCAAAUCAAGGGGGAUGUUUCAACCGUCACCUUCUUGAUAACAGAGAUGAUCUUUCAUUAAGUAGUGCAUGUUCUGACUCCAUUGAGGACAGGGAGAGACAAGACAGUAUAACGGACCUCAUAGCAGAGCCCCCUACGUACUUAUUCAUUCAGAUGCAACUUUGUCAAAAAGAGAGUCUCAAAGACUGGUUAUCUACAAAUGUUCUGAAUAGGAAAAAGCAGAUGGUGAUGUACUUCUUUGAGCAGGUUUAUUGUAUAUACACGUAUAAUUUAUUAUCAGUUAUCGUGAUGAUUUAUUUUAUUAUACAGACGUUAGAAGCAGUUCUGUAUGUUCACAAUAAAGGAAUGAUGCAUCGUGAUCUAAAGCCGUCUAACAUCUUCUUUUCUCUUGAUGGUCAAGUCAAGGUUGGAGAUUUCGGUUUAGUAACUGGCAGUGUUUUUGCCAAUAUCGGUAGCUCUUAUCUCGCUCUAAAAUCGCUUGGAGACGACCAUAAGCAGCACACAGGAAACGUUGGUACCCAUUUUUACAUAAGUCCUGAGCAACUGUCAGCAACCAAGUACAACAACAAAGUUGACAUUUUUGCACUGGGGGUAAUUUUCUUCGAGCUUUUGUACCCUUUCAGCACACAAAUGGAAAGGGUACAAGAGUUGGACAAUAUCAGAAAUAGAAAAUUUCCCGAAAGAUUUAAGACACAUCUCCCACUAGAAGCCGACAUGGUGGAUUGGUUGAUGACUCCUAUUGCUUCAAAAAGACCUUCUUCUGAAGAAGUUGCUGAUAGCGAGCGGCUAAAAGCUUUGAAAGACUCUUACGCACGUGCAGAAGUUAAACUUGUUCCUAAGCUUUAAUUCUUUUAUACCUGUGUUUUACUUUGUCACCAUAGGAAAUCGAUAAUUAUUAUUAUGUAUUUGAAUUGACCAACGUACCUGCCCAUUCUAUAAUAAUAUUAUAUUGGCACAGGACGUUUGCUACACAUUAUUUUAGUCCA